AUGUGCAGGCCGGCCGUCGCUGUGGCCAUGCAGUGCUUAGUCGCGGUCUUCGCUACGGUGACGGCGACCACCGUCAAGCGACACCAGGUGACGGUGGUCGUGUCGUUCGACGGUUUCCGGCCCGACUAUAUCCGGCCCGACGUGACGCCGCACAUGGCCAAGUUCCGGGACGCGUCCGCCGCGCCGCCGUACAUGCGCAGCGCGUUCCCCACGAAGACGUUCGUCAACCACUUCACCAUGGCCACCGGACUGAAUCCUGAGACGCAUGGCGUGUUCGACAAUACCAUGUUCGACAGCCACAACGAGACGAUGCACUACACGUACGAGCAGUUCCAUUACGACGAUUCGGUGGUGCCUAUCUGGAUACAAAACGAAAAUAAUGGAGAAGGUCGACAUAGUGGUGUAAUGAUGUGGCCAGGAUCAGAAUUUCCAUAUCAAGGCAAAACCCCAACUUACAUUGAAGUAUACAACAAUUCAAUACAUUGGAAUUCUCGAAUAGACACUAUCAUGUCAUGGAUUGAAGAUGAAAAUCAACCAGCCAAUCUAGUGUUUGCAUAUUUUGAAGAACCAGAUAGAACUGGUCAUAUAAAAGGAGUCGGCUCACAAGAGAUAAACAAUCAAAUCGUUAGAGUAGAUGACACAGUCAAAUACAUACUUGAUCAAUUAAAAUAUAAAAAAUUAGAAGAGAAAAUAAACCUCAUAAUUCUUAGCGACCACGGAAUGGAAACAGUAACAUAUGAUAGAAUGAUAUUUCUAGAUGAUUACGUAUCCAAUAUGACCUACAAAUCCGUUAUUACAGGUCCAAAUGCAUUUAUACUUCCAAACAUGGGUAAAUUUGACGAAGUUUAUGCGAAUCUUUCAAGCGGAGCCAAUACAUCAAAAACAUUUUACGUGUUCAAAAAAAAAGAAUUACCUGACCGUUGGCAUAUGAAGAAUAAUCCUAGAUUGAACGGGAUCAUCUAUUUGCUGUCAAAACCCAGUUACGCGUUUUGGUACAGUUUUUAUCAAAAAAUUUUGGAUAAAACAACCAAGGAAAUGUUCAGAACCGGGACCCACGGGUACGACAAUGACGACCCUCUGAUGCACGCCCUUUUCAUGGUUUCGGGACCGAUGUUCAAAAAGAACUUCACUGCAAAGUCAUUUGACAACGUGGACCUGUACCCGCUGAUAAGCCACCUGUUGGCACUAGACGAGACGGCCAAUUACGCAAGGCCGGUGAACGGGACGAUAGCCGGCGUCGAACAACUACUGCUGUCGCCCAAGUCGUCAAGCGCUGGCACGUCGUCGUCGUCGUCGUCACCGCACGUCCUAGCAGGCAUAAUAGUGACCUUCAUCGACGCUUUGAAAAAGUACCAGUUACCAUAA
Molecule: messenger RNA, 1365 nt
Organism: Macrosiphum euphorbiae (potato aphid)
Lineage: Eukaryota; Metazoa; Arthropoda; Insecta; Hemiptera; Aphididae
Source: the annotation of a GenBank genome assembly